This is a messenger RNA of Balearica regulorum gibbericeps (East African grey crowned-crane), 829 nucleotides long. NCBI's taxonomy places the organism in Eukaryota, Metazoa, Chordata, Aves, Gruiformes, Gruidae. The record is from RefSeq and is a predicted model, not a curated record.
GAAGAUCUCGUGCAAGCCUUUGGGACAGAUGACCAAACAGAAAUUUGUAAGAUGAUUUUAUCAAAAGGGGAGCUGCAGGUAUCGGACAAAGAACGACACACACAGCUGGAGCAGAUGUUUAGAGACAUUGCGACUAUUGUGGCUGACAAAUGUGUGAAUCCCGAAACAAAGAGGCCAUACACAGUAAUCCUGAUCGAAAGAGCCAUGAAGGACAUUCACUACUCUGUCAAACCACACAAGAGCACCAAGCAGCAGGCCCUGGAAGUGAUCAGGCAGUUAAAGGAGACCAUGCAAAUUGAACGUGCUCACAUGAGGCUGCGAUUUCUUCUUCCAGCAAAGGAGGGGAAGAAACUGAAAGAGAAGCUCAAGCCCCUGAUUAAAGUUAUUGAGAACGAAGACUUCCACGAACAGUUGGAAAUUGUGUGCCUUAUUGACCCAGGCUGCUUCAGAGAGAUUGAUGAGCUGAUCCGGAGUGAGACAAAAGGGAAGGGAACGCUGGAAGUGCUCAGUCUGAAAGACGUGGAGGAAGGAGAUGAGAAGCUCGAAUAACGAAAACCUUCCUGGCACAGUUCUACUUGAACAACAUCCUACGAAAUGACUGGUGUUAGCCACUCUCUUCUGUUAGGCCUUCAUGGUUUUUCCAGUCUCUUGCUGCCAAAUAUUUUCUGACACUAAUCCUUUGGGAUUUUUCCAUGCAGCGUGGGUUUUUUUUAAUCGCUUUACACUUGUUUGGUUUACAGAUGGGUUUUCCUGUAGGAACAUUUGGUGUCAGAGUUGCACUACUGAGGAUUGAGUUAAGACUCGAUAUAGAAGUUACUCUUGCUUUGGU